AUGGCGCACAGCUGUCGGUGGCGGUUCCCCGCUCGGCCCGGAGGGAGCAGCAACUCCGGUACCGGGAGGAGAGCGGGCCGAAUCAGGGUUACUGCCUCUCUGCAGAAUGUCUCCGGAGCCCACCCCAACGCAGCUGGGCUCGGACCCGGGUUUGAUGCUGCACUACAGGUCUCCUCGGUUAUCGGGAGCAACCUGCAGAAAUUUCGGGAUGUUUUGGGGGAAUCGAGUGACUCGAGCAGCGGGGAGGAAGAAGCAUUUGGAGGAUUUGGAACAGUUACUGAGCAGAAAAGAAUACAGAGUCCUUCAACCAGCUCCACAGCAGGCCCACCCCUACAGGAGAAGAAGCCCAGAGGCCGUCCCCCAAGGGCCCUCACUGCCCAGAAAGCUGCUGCAAGUCUACCUUCCCCUUCGUCCCUUCCCUCUCCCACACAGGCCAAACUUGAGGGCCCUGAAAGGCCAGCAGAAAAGGUGAAAAGACUACCUGGAAGGCCACCAGGCACUGGGGAAAAGAGAAGAGGUAGACCCCCAUCUUCAAGUAGCAAGAAAGCUUGGUCUACAGGUGGCCAUGCAGCAGGGGAGGGCAUUAGGCCCACUGGGUCUGAGCUGGGUAUGGACACAGAGGAGGACAAUGAAAGAAAGGGCGUCAAGAGGACACCCCUAGGCUCAGCUCAGGCACAGGACACAGAGGCAAAGCUUUCCAAAGGUGGGCGGGGUGAAUCCAAAGUUACCAACCUUAAAAGGAUGAGAGCGACUAAACUUGCUCCUCUCAAGUCGCGGCUCAAGACAUUGCCUGGUGCACCCCGACGCAGACGUGGGCGACCCCCUUCAGCUGAGCGUCUCAAAGCUGAGGCAGCAGCAGCAGCAGCUGCUGCUGCGCAGCUUUCUACCUCCAUGGAAUCUGGGGAUGGGAAACAGAAAGUCUUCAGGGCCAGAGGGGGCGAUAGAGGCACAGAACCACAAACUCCCCAGCCCAUGCUGAGGAAUGUGGAUGGUUCUGAAGACCAAGACUCUUCCAAUCAACCUGCUUCCCCUUCCCCUUCAGCGCAAGGCAGGGCAGUUGGCCUCAGAAAAAGCCCUCGCCACAGGAAGCCUGUCAGAAUUGUCCCCUCAUCCAAACGCACUGAUGCAACCAUAGCUAAACAGCUGCUGCAGCGUGCUAAAAAAGGAGCGCAGAAACGCCUGGAGAAGGAAGCCAUUGGAGGCAGUGGGACAGGGGCAAUUGAGGCUGGCAUCAGGAAGACCCAGCUGAAGAACAUUAGGCAGUUCAUCAUGCCUGUCGUCAGCACUGUCUCCCUUCGCAUCAUCAAAACCCCCAAGCGUUUCAUUGAAGAUGAGGGCAGCUUUGGAACCCCUGCACCUCAUAUGAAGAUGGCACGAUUGGAGGCAGCCCCCUCAUCUGUCUCCACAUCUGCUCAACCCACAUCCACCACCACCACUUCCUCCCCUGCCCCUGUACUGGCCUCCUCUACACCUGCUGUUACUAGCACUGGCACCACUGCUCUUAUUGACUCCCUCCCCCCUCCACCACCUCCUGCCCCUACCCCCAGUGCACCGUCAACAGCUGCCAAUCUGCUCAACAGCAAUACCAACAACACCAACGCCAAUGGACGAUUUAGCAGCAGCGCAGCAUCUUGUGGCUCGAGCGCUGUGUCUCAGCACUCCUCCCAGCUCUCUUCUGCAGAGUCUUCCAGGUCCAGCAGCCCCAGCUUGGAUGACUCAUCAUGUGACUCCCAGGCUUCUGAGGCCACACAGGCUUUGUCGGAGCCAGACGAUCACUCUCCGUCCUCACAGGGAGAGAGGGAGGCCAACCUGUUGCACAGCUCACGGCCUCCCUCUCCUCCCUCUGAGCCAGAGCCAGAGCAGGUGUUGGCAGAGUUAAGUCGGCGAGGCCGUAGAGGACAGGGUGUCGGCCAGCAAAGUCAGAGGGUUAGGGAACCGGUUGGGGCUAAAAAGCCCAUUAUAAGCCCGCCGACAGGAGUGCUGUUGUCCUCUACACUUAUAAAUUCCCAGCAAGCGUCAUCCACGGCCUCCUCUUCGUCUUCCCCUCCACCUCCCCCACUCCUCACACCCCCACAGCCUCCACAGUCAGCGUCCUCCAAUGCAGCCGCCAUCAGUGAACACCACUCUCAGUCACCCUGGAUGUCUCACCCCAUCCCCCCGUUCCUGUCUGGACCGUCAGUUCUGUCCAGCUUGUCAGACAAACGAAGUCGCUCAAUUCUAAGAGAGCCCACCUUCCGCUGGACAUCCCUGUCCCACCCGGGACAUCAGUACUUCUCCUCAGCAAAAUACGCCAAGGAAGGCCUCAUCCGCAAGCCCAUAUUUGACAACUUUCGUCCUCCCCCUCUCACAGCAGAGGACGUAGGGCUGUUACCACAAGGUGUAGGUGGAGCAGGGGGAGCCUCUCCAGUUUCGUUCCCUGCACCAGGCAGUGGAGGAGGAACAGGAACUCGUCUUUUUUCCCCUCUUCACACACACACCCACCAUCAACAUCCCUCUUCAUCCCGCUUUGACCCACCACACCAGAAGCGCAGCCCCUUGCUCCGUGCCCCACGCUUCACACCCAGUGAGGCCCACUCUCGGAUAUUCGAGUCUGUUACCCUACAGUCAUCUUCUGGAAGCAGCCCCGGCUCUCUCUCCCCACACCAGACAUCCUCAAGCUCUAGCAGAGCAUCGCGGCGCAGAAGACGACUGGUCCCUGCAACAAUACGCAGCAAUCCACGGUCUCCUUCCCACUCAAUGACCAGACGCAGCAGCCAAAUAGGAGGACAGAUAUCUGUACGGAAAGGGUCCUCUGAGAUGUCUGUGCUGAUAAGCCCUGUCUCCAACAGUAACUCCAGCUCUUUGCCAGGGGUUUCUGCAAGUCCACUAGCCACUAGUGCCUUAACUCCUGCUUCUUUCAGCGCCUUCUCCACCGUGUCCCUAGGUCUGGCUUCCCAAGGGACACCUGAUGGCAGAAGGGGGGCUGCUGGGAACCCGCCUUCUUUGUCAUCUUCAACAUCAUCUUCUUCCCCACUUUUCCCCCUCUUUACCUCCAGUGCACAGGACACAGGGCGAGGAGCUGGGAAAGGAGGUAAAGAAAAAAGUUUGUCAGCUGCCCAGGAAUCUGCACCCAAGGAAAAAGAAAGGGAUUCGGAGAAAAACAGAGAGAAAGAGAAGGAGAAUAAGAGGGAGGGGAGAAAGGAGCUGGAGAAAAGAAGUAAAGUUUCUACACCAGAUGGCUCCCCAAAUGCACCUUCCAGUUUGUUUACUGUGGAUGGGAGGGACUCUGAAGAUCCUCUUUUAACUCUUGCUCCAAAAAAGACUCCAGGAAGAAAGAAAUCCACAUCAGUUGACAUGGUGUCUGACACCGCAUCCUCGGAGUUGCGUGGCAUCCAUUCCACUGUUCCGGUUUCCAUUGCUAAAGGACGUUUAUCUAAGAAAGGUAGACCGUCAGAGAAAGGAGCAGAGACGGAGGAUGGGGAGAAGGAUAAAGAGAAACAGAGUGCUCCUAGCCAGCAGACAGCAAGCCUUCCAGGGCCGACAGGCAGACAGCAGCUCCCUGUCUCCUCUCUUGGACCGGUGUUGGAGCAUGCGGCGGAGAAACAGCCUGUGACAGACAAGCGGGUUGUUGGACUGUUGAAGAAGGCCAAAGCACAGCUCUUUGAGAUUAAGAAGAGUAAGCUGAAGCCUGCAGACCAGACCAAGGUCCAGGGUCAAGAGAGUGACUCGUCAGAGACCUCAGUCCGCGGUCCACGCAUCAAGCACGUAUGUCGUCGUGCAGCUGUGGCUCUUGGCCGAAACCGGGCAGUGUUCCCCGACGACAUGCCCACACUUAGUGCCUUGCCCUGGGAGGAGAGGGAGAAGAUCCUAUCUUCCAUGGGGAAUGAUGACAAAUCAUCAGUAGCAGGCUCCGAGGAGGCAGAGCCUCAGUCCCCUCCCAUAAAGCCACGUGAGACUAGGCAAAAGGCUGUUCAAGAAGCUCCUCCCAAGAAGGGGCGUCGGUCGCGGCGCUGUGGCCAGUGCUCAGGCUGCCAGGUUCCAGAGGACUGUGGUGUUUGUACCAACUGUCUCGACAAGCCUAAGUUUGGAGGGAGAAACAUUAAAAAGCAGUGCUGCAAGAUGAGGAAGUGUCAGAAUUUGCAGUGGAUGCCCUCAAAGAUGUUUCUGCAGAAGCAAGGGAAAGGCAAGAAGGACAAGAAGAAGAACAAGUUGUCAGAGAAGAAGGAAGGUCUCAAUCCGGUGAAAGGGCCAAACUCAGAUUCGGGUCCUAAAGUUUCUCCUGCACCACCAAAGGAGGAGCCUACCCGCAAGAAGAGUGAAACUCCACCUCUCAAGUUGUUGGAGGACAAGUCGAGACAACAGCAGCCAUCGUCAAAGCAGUCUUCUCCAGCCCUCACACCUUCUCCCGCCCCAGUCGAACCCCUCCAGACCCCCAGCGCAGUCCCAGCACUGACUUCAUCUCCGGCAUCGACACCAGACACCAAACAGCCCUCUGUCACGAGCAGUGUCACCAGCAAGAAGGGACACAAACUACAGCAGUCUGUACCAACAUCCUCCUCAUCUUCCUCAUCCUCCUCCUCCUCUUCCACAUCUUCUUCUUCUUCGUCCUCGUCAUCCUCCUCCCCCUCGUCUUCAGCACAGAAUUCCCCCUCCCAGUCGACGCAGCCUCAUCAACCAUCACAACAGCAGCAACGGCCUCUUACAAGUCAGCCACCUUCAAAAAAGGAUGCUUCACCCAAGAUUCCUCUGAGCGAGCCCAAGAAGAAGACCCAGCAGCACUCAUUGCAACAGCAAAGCUCAACUCCUACAACUUCAGAUACAGUUGAAUCAAAACCGUUGAAGAAGCCAACUUCCCGCUCUGUUCCUCCAUCUCCCAAACAGAGAGCAAAAGAUAAGCCGCUGACCACUAAACCCCCAAGCAGCAGUACUUUAAACUGGCUGAGCACUCCCUCGACUAGGGGCCAGACCAAGUCCAGAGCGCCCUGCGACGGAGUGCAUCGUAUCAGAGUGGAUUUCAAGAGGGACCAUGAUGUUGAGAAGGUGUGGGAGGCUGGCGGCCUCAGCCUGCUCACCUCUGUGCCUGUCACACCUCGGGUGCUCUGCUUCUUGUGCGCGAGCAGCGGAAAUGUUGAGUUUGUCUUCUGCCAGGUGUGCUGUGAACCCUUCCAUCUCUUUUGUCUGGGGGAGUCGGAGCGCCCUCUCCGGGAACAGUUUGAGAACUGGUGUUGUAGAAGAUGCAGAUUCUGCCAGGCCUGUGGACGCCAGCAUCAGAAAACUAAACAGCAGCUGCUAGAGUGCGAUAAGUGCCGAAACAGCUAUCACCCAGAGUGCCUGGGUCCCAACCACCCUACCAGACCCACAAAGAAGAAGAGAGUCUGGGUUUGCACCAAGUGUGUGCGCUGUAAGAGUUGUGGGGCCACUAAACCUGGGAAAUCCUGGGACGCCCAGUGGUCACAUGACUUCUCCAUGUGUCAUGACUGUGCCAAACUCUUUGCAAAAGGAAACUUCUGUCCACUGUGUGAUAAGUGCUAUGAUGACGAUGACUAUGACAGCAAGAUGAUGGAGUGUGGACGCUGCAACCACUGGGUUCAUGCAAAGUGUGAGAAUCUGACAGAUGAAAUGUACGAGCUGCUAUCAAAGCUGCCGGAGAGCGUUGCCUACACAUGUACCAAAUGUACUGACCGCCAUCCAGCUGAGUGGAGGACGGCGCUGGAGAGGGAGCUCCAGGGCUGCGUUCGCCACGUCCUUACUGCACUGCUCAACUCACGCACAUCCUCACACCUGCUGCGCUACAGACAGACGGUGAAGCCUCCAGAGCUGAACCCGGAGACAGAGGAGAGUCUUCCAUCCCGUCGUUCUCCCGAGGGCCCAGAUCCUCCAGUUCUUACAGAAGUCACCCCCACAACUCCCAGCGACUCCCCUCCAGACCUGGAGUCCGUUCAGAAAAAGAUGGAUCAAGGCCGAUACAAUUCAGUGCUGGAGUUCAGUGAUGACAUAGUGCGGGUCAUUCAGACAGCCAUCAGCAGUGAUGGAGGCCAGCCUGAGAGCAGGAAAGCAAACAGCAUGGUCAAGUCUUUCUUCACUCGGCAAAUGGAUCGGAUCUUCCCUUGGUUCAAAGUGAAGGAGUCCAGGUUGUGGGAAAAGCAAAUCGUCUCUGCCAACAGUGGGCUCCUUCCAAAUGCUGUGCUGCCUCCAUCCCUUGACCACAACUACGCCCAGUGGCAGGAGAGACAGGAGCUCUCCCGUGCCGAACACCCCCACCCCAUGAAAAAGAUCAUCCCAGCACCCCGACCUAAAACCCCCGGUGAACCAGAUUCUCCAGCCUCGUCUCCUCCUCUCCCGCCAUCUCUGCCCCCUCUGCCCCCUCUGCCUCCACUCCUACCUGAUCGUGAAGACAGCCCAGAGCUCCCUCCUCCACCAGGCAUCAGUGAUAACAGGCAAUGUGUUCUGUGCUUGAAGUAUGGAGACGAGAACACAAACGAGGGAGGCAGGCUGCUGUACAUCAGUCAGAACGAGUGGGCGCAUGUCAACUGUGCGCUGUGGUCGGCCGAGGUGUUUGAGGACGACGACGGCUCUCUGAAGAAUGUUCACAUGGCUGUCCUCAGGGGCAAACAGCUGUGCUGUGAGAAGUGUCAGAAACCAGGGGCCACAGUCGGCUGCUGCUUCACCUCUUGCACCAGCAACUACCACUUCAUGUGUGCCCGCCAGUGCCACUGUGUCUUCCUAGAGGACAAGAAAGUCUACUGUCCUAAGCAUCGAGACCUCAUCAAGGGAGAAGAGGUGUCUGGAUUUGAGGUGACCCGCAGAAUCCUGGUGGAUCUAGAGGGAAUAAGUCUCAGGAGGAAGUGGCUGGCAGGACUGGAGCCUGAAAAUGUCCACAUGAUGAUAGGCUCCAUGACCAUUGAUUGUUUGGGGAUACUGACUGAGCUCUCAGACUGCAAACGCAAACUCUUCCCUGUAGGAUACCAGUGUUCAAGGGUGUACUGGAGUACUUUGGAUGCUCGAAAGCGCUGUGUGUAUACCUGUAGGAUCCUGGUUUGUCACCCUCCAGUGGUGGAGUCUGACCUGAAACACAUGAUGGCCCCUGAGGAGAAUCGCACAAUAGCACACAGUCCUCCCAUAACAGAUUUUCCGGAUCCAUUUGAAUCCCCAAGACGCUCUGACACCCUUUCACCUUCCAACACCCCCAAGCUCAGGGUCUACACCAGGAACAGACACCCUAGCUAUCCCCCCUGUCAGCGCUCACUAGGCCCCAGGCCCAUGCCCUCUCCAGGAGGGACCUCCCAGCCCCAAAGCCAUGAAGUUGUGACUGUAGGAGACUCCCUGGUGAACUCCAGCAUGCGAAACAUUGACUCCCGUCGCCAUAGCUCCCCUUCUCUCUCCCUUCCUCCCCACCAGCUGAACAGGCAGAAAGGAAUGACCUCCCCACCGCGUAUUACAUCACGUCCCCUCACGUCACCCCCACCUCUCAUCCCUUCUCCAGCCAGAGACCCCGAAAGGUCCAAACACCUCAGCAAAGACUCCGCAAAGAAUCCAGUCAUAAGAGAUGAAGAAAGAGGCAGACUGUUUUCCUCAGAUAGAAACAGAUCACAACCAUCCAGGGAUCAGGGGUCCAGGGAUGUAGACAAGGGGAGAGUAACGAGUCAAGACCAAGCUUCUAAGGAUUCAGACAAAUUCAGAUCUUCCAGGGAACUUGGGCAGAAAGACUCUGACAAAGACACAAUACCAGCCAAAGAGCCAGAGAAGCGGAGGACAUCAAGUAAAGACUCAGGUCUCAAAGAAUAUGAGAGAGGGAGAGCGCUCAGUAGAGAUCCCUUGAGAGAUUCAGAAAAAGGGAGACAAGCAAACAGAGACUCUGAGAAGGGAAGGCAGGCAAGCAGAGAGACAAGCAAUAGAGACACGGAUAAGAACAAAUCAUUGUCUAAGGAUUUGGAAAAAUCUCGGUCGCUCAGUAGAGAUACAACUCUGAGGGAGUCUGAGAAGCAUAGACAAUACAGCAGGGAAACAGGAAAAGACUCAGGUCAAAGUAAAGACAGAUUGUCCAGCAGAGACUCUGAAAAGAGCAGACCUCCCUCAAGAGAUUCCAGUUAUAGAAGCACAGAGAAAAACAAAGACUCUGGCUCAGGGAAGGAGAGUAAUGCUGGCAGUCAGUCCAAACAGACUGGAGGAGAGAGUAAAAACCUGAGACUCGCACCUGCAGGCUCAGGUCAGUCCUCCCCUCCUGUAGGCACUGCUGUUCUCACAGCUCAGCAGAGAGGCAGCAGCAACAAGCAAGCAGAAAAGCAAGGGAAACACGGAGGCAAAGACCAGGAUGUUCCGCAGCCUCGUCACAGGUCCACAUCAACCUCCAACACGAUCCAGUCAAAGGACAAGCCCAGCUCAGGGAAGGAGAGUAGUAGUGGCACUGGAAAUGUAAUGCUAGCUUCAGUCCAUAAGGACUCUGUGGGUGGGAAAUCUGGUUCCCCACAGGCAUCAUUUCAGAAGUCAAAUUCACGCAAAUCAAAUGAUUACUCAUCAGGUCCAGCCACAGUGGCAGCAGCAGCAGCUAUGAAGCCUCUGUGGCAGUCAAGGACACCAGCAGAAGAAGAUGUCGUCAAGCGAGGCUCCGUGCAUCUGCCCUCCCCAGCUGCAGCCUCAGCCGCCAAAGACAAACACCCCAAAGUGAAGACGGCAGGCAGCAGAGAGGUUUCGAAAGACCGCGAACGAGAGAAGAGUCUCCAAAACAGCAACAGCACUAACAAAAUCCCUCUUCUCAACAAUAACACAAAAGCGAUGGGCAGCUCCAAGACCCACGCUUCAAACCCCAGCUCUCACAACAGCAGCAAUAGCAAAGCUCCAGUGCUUGGAAACAGCACCAAAGCCCAUGGGAAGGCUCAGGGGGAGAAGCAGGAAAACCAGGGGGGAGACAGGUUGUCUUCAAAGAGCAGAGAAAGCUACUCCUGCCCUGAGAGGAAGAACAGCUCCAGUUUGGACAACUUGCAGCAGCUGCAGCAGGGGUGUGUGGCUUCAGAGAAAGGAGUGAAGACCUCCUCCCAGUCUCAUACUAAACCAACAGGUAACCAGCUCUCUAGAGAGAAGAAGAGAUUAAGUAAACCCAUUGCUGUAAAUCCACUUAAGACCGAUAUCAAAACCGACCCUAAUGGAACCAGCACUGUUGGUAUUUCUUCCUCCUGCCCCACCACCACCCCCACAUCCACAAUCACUCCUGCCGGCCAGGGAACCCGUCGCUCUGCCCGCUCCGCUCUCUUUUCCUCACCCUCCGCCAGCAGCAGCGACAGCUCUGAAUCCGACACCCAGACUCAGACAGAGGAAGACGACCGGCGCAAAGAGCGUUCACGAAGCGAGCUCCUAGAUCGCCACAGCCUUCUAGCUCAAGGAGGAGAGGACAAGGACGACGGCCCAGAAGACGACCAGGACAGAGGAAUGGAUGACAAACAUCACGAGGAUGACAGCGAUGGGUCAGGGUCGGCUAAGCGGCGUUACCCGCGUCGCAGUGCCCGUGCUCGCUCCAACAUGUUUUUCGGUCUCACGCCUUUCUACGCCGUUCGCUCGUACGGUGAGGAGGAUCUUCCCUUCUAUAGCAGCGGGGAUGCAGCUGGAGCCAUGGUUAAGAGGAGGACUGGUGGCCGUAAGAAGUCAGCUGAAGGGCAGGUGGAUGGGGCCGAUGAUAUGAGCACUACAUCUUCAUCAGGGGACAGUGGAGAGGAGGAAGACAGUGGGAUGAAGCAGAGGGGUAAAGAUCCUUAUUACUACAACUUCACCAGAACAAUAAUCAACCCUGGUGAGGGUCUGCCGUCCAUAGAAGGGAUAGAUCAGUGUCUGGGCAGAGGAUCCCAGCUUCAGCGCUUCCUAAAAGAUGAGGAGCAGCAACAACAAAGAGCUCAAGGAAAAACUGAGGAGGACAUGCUGAGUGCUUUGACUUUGGGCAAGCCACACAUCAGCCAGCUAGAUGGCGUUGACGACGGCUCUGAGAGUGACACCAGUAUCUGCACUACCAGCACCACAACCACCACAGCCACCUCCUCGUCCACCCCACACAAGAGCACGUCGAGGAGAAGGGGCAGGGAAAGGCACACAGAGAAACCUGACUCCCACGAAACGAGCAAAGAGGCUGACAACAGCAGCGCAGCGGUGAGCGGGAAUACGAGAGAGGGCAGAAAGAACCAAAAAGAAAACUGUCUUCCUCUAGGAGGUGGGGUCAAGUCCCAGCCGCAGACUCAGGGUCAGGAUCCUCUGGAGGCCCAGCUGUCCCUCAGCACAGACCUACUCAAGUCAGACUCUGACAACAACAACAGCGAUGACUGCGGGAACAUUUUGCCGUCAGACAUCAUGGAGUUUGUCCUCAACACACCCUCCAUGUCCAUGCAGGCUCUGGGUCAGCAGUCGGAGCCGACGUCCUCUGAACUGCUGCUGGAUGAGGGCUAUGUUGGUGUGGAUGUCAACCGACCUAAAGACAUUCUCUUCGACGACUUUUCACAGCCGCUGCCCAGCACAGAGAGUGGAGGAGUAGUGGAGAGUAGUGUGAACAGCUCCAUAUCUGUAGAGGAGCCAUAUCUUCCUCUGGAGCUGCCCUCUGACCUCUCUGUGCUGACCACACGCAGCCCGACUGUCAGCACCAGUCAGAACCACACCGCUGCUGGGAGCCUUAUCUCAGAUACCACAGACCGCACUAUGCUUGGUUUGACCUCUGACCCUGACACAAUCAGUGGAGAGAAGAGUGGGGACAAGAAAAGAACAGGGCCAGGUGUGUCACCAUCAGAGAAUCAGCAUGAUGCAACAACUUUAGGAAACAGGGAUACACAGGUCACAGAAGGUCACAUGACCCCAGAGCAGUUCAUUCCUAGCCCUGCCAUUGGUCAGGUGGUUGAACCUCCAGGUAACCAGGAUGUUCCAAGGAGUUCUAGUACCCCUGGUUUGCCGAGUUCUCCCUCGCUGCCCCUUCAGGGGCAGAAGUACCUUCCAGCAUCUGCUGCAGGCAGUCCGAGUCCAGUUCCUUGUCCAGGACCAUCCCAGACCCAGGUUUCCAGUCCAGCAGUCAUCAAACCAGGCCCUGAUAAGCUCAUUGUGGUCAAUCAGCAGUUCCAGCCUCUCUAUGUCCUCCAGACAGUCCCUAACGGUGUCACACAAAAAAUGAGUGCCGCAGGAGUGAUGGAAGCUGGCUCUUCUGCAGUGCUGGGGCCCAUGACGCUCACUACGGGGUUAAAUACAGCCUUAUCCACAGCCCAGCAGAUAUUUCCUGCUGGUGGUAAAGUCCUGGGCACCAUGUCGCACGCCUCCCAGAUUCACACCUUCACAGGAGCCACACAGGCCAGCUUCCAGACAGGAAUCCCAAGCACCACUUCUGGGCUUCUCAUUGGUCUGCCCUCCCAUGACCAGUCCCAGAUUCUGGUCUCAGAAGCUGGUCGACCACAUGACCUGGGACAUAGUGUCGCCAUAGUGUCUAGUCCAUCCUCAAUCAUCUCCUCUCCAGCCGUGCUCGCGUCCGCUCAUGGCAAGAAGAGGCCCAUCUCUCGUCUUCAGCCUAGAAAGAGCAAAAAGUUGGCGCGUUCCCGUAGCCAGCCUACUCUGGCUCCAUCUGAAGUUGCUCCCCCCAACAUGACCCUCAUUAACCUGUCCUCUCCUCAAAUUACUGCCAGCAUCCCCGGCCAACCUGGCAGCCUGGUAGAGUUAGGCACCCUCUCCACAUCCCAGCGCAAGGUUCCUAAUAUUAUCAAGAGACCAAAAUCAGGUGGGGUAAUGUACCUUGAGCCAACUACUCUUCUUCAGCAGAGGAUACAAGGUACCACUCAGUCUGGUAUCCUAGGUCAUGAUUCUUCCACUCACCUCAUACCCUGCACUGUCUCUGGUCUCAACCCCAGCCAGUCUGUGUUGAAUGUGGUGUCUGUGCCCCCUAGUGGUGCUGCAGGCCUUCUUGCACCAGGCUCAGUGUCUCUUUCCACCCCUGUCCUCAGCUCGGCAGAGAUCACAGGGCCCAUUAGCAGCCUCCUGUUUAAAGCCAGUACUCACAGCCUGGGCCUGUCUGAUCAGCCGAUGGUCCUUCAGUCAGCCGGGGGAGCCCCUCUGAUGUCACAGCUUAGCUCCACAUCCAUAGCUAGCAGCAUCUGCGUCCUCCCCUCCCAACAGACUAUCAGCAUGGCUGUCACCCAGCACGGAGACUCAGAGGGCAGCCACUUACAGCAUCAGUCUCAGUUUGCAAACAGAGCCCAGGCGUUGGACUCCAAUCCAAACACCACAGUUACUCUGGCCCCCAGCCCCGCCACCCCUCUGAGCCCCACCAAAGGACGUGUUGUCGGAGUGUUUACCUCCUCCGCACACUCCCAGAGCAGUAGAACAACUCAGAUUUCCAGAUCGUUAGAACAGAGGACGCCUAACUCUGCAGCCAUUUCUGGAUCAGAAAAAGGCAAACAGACAACAAAGAGGAGCAGGCAGACUUCAGACACAACCAGCGGGAAGAAGCUCAAAGCAUCUCAGGCAGAGGAGCAUCACAGCAACCCUACAGGACGACUCCACUCAAACCCAAGCAGUUCCAAAGAGCUGAGGUCCCCUGAACCCAUGGACACUGGCAAACCAGCAGAUAAGCCAGCCAACAAGAGUUUACUUGGUAAAAAGAAGACAUCUGAGAGUCCUGUUAUGCCUGGGAAAGUAGUCGGGAAAGACAAACCAUCUGCAGCAGGGGGAGCUGGGUCUCCUCCUGUAGCUUUACCACCUGACCAGGAUGGCAACAGCAGGGAUACCACCUUGGAUAGCAAACCCAAGAAGGGCAUCAUCUUUGAGAUCUGCAGCGAGGAUGGGUUUCACAUCCGCUGUGAGAGUAUUGAAGAGGCCUGGAAAUCUGUGACUGACAAGGUGCAGGAAGCUCGCUCCAACGCACAACUCAAAGAGCUCUCUUUUGAAGGUGUGAAUGGAUUGAGAAUGCUGGGAGUUGUCCAUGAGGCGGUGGUCUUCCUACUUGAGCAGCUGUAUGGCUCCAGACACUGCCGGAGUUACCGUUUCCGCUUCCACAAACCAGAGGAAACAGACGAACCUCCCAUCAACCCCAACGGAUCAGCUCGUGCAGAGGUCAACCACAGGAGGUCUGUAUUUGACAUGUUCAAUUUUUUGGCCUCAAAACACCGCCAGCCUCCCGAGUACAGGCCGCAAGAAGAAGAUGAUGAUGAAGGGCAGAUCAGGUCUGCCAGGCGUGCCUCCAGCGAACUUCCUCUGACUGAGAGAUUCACACAGCUCAAGACUACUUCUAAAGAGACAGUUGGAGUCUUCAGGUCUCCCAUUCAUGGCCGAGGUCUGUUCUGCAAGAAAACCAUUGAUGCUGGGGAGAUGGUCAUUGAAUACUCUGGAAACGUCAUUCGGUCUGUGCUCACUGACAAACGGGAGAAAUAUUAUGAUGGAAAGGGGAUUGGCUGUUACAUGUUUCGCAUCGAUGACUACGAGGUGGUAGAUGCCACAGUGCACGGCAACGCUGCCCGCUUUAUCAACCACUCCUGUGAGCCCAACUGCUACUCUCGAGUCAUCACCGUGGACAGCCAGAAGCAUAUUGUCAUCUUUGCCUCUCGUCGCAUCUACUGUGGAGAAGAGCUCACCUAUGACUACAAGUUCCCCAUCGAGGACGCCAGCAACAAGCUGCCCUGCAACUGUGGAGCAAAGAAGUGUCGCAAGUUCCUCAACUGAAACAUACUUGUUUCUGAAGAUUUAAAGAGGACUGUAAGUCUGUUGAGCAGCAGUGCUACAAUAAUCUGACAGGACACCAUAUAGGGGUUCACCUGUGGCUUUACGCUGGUUUUGUGGGCUUGGUCCACAGAGGACCAUACUCUUAACAAGGCCUGAGCUCUGUCAGUGUUUCUGCUGCUGGUGCAGCAGAAACCCAACAGAGACAGCUGUCAUACUGUAAAUACAGGACAGGCCAUUUUGGAGGAGGGGCCAUUUGUAAAAAUUCUAACAUUGUGCCUCCUUUUGUCUCAUUUACAUUUGGCAUGGGAAGUUCCGCCUCCAGAGGUGUGUAAUGAAACGGUCUGAGCCUUCACAACAUUGCAAUAUUUACUCUAAUUUACAUUUGGGUUAUAGGUUUACUUUUUCAUAACAUUUUUACAUUGGCCCAUCCUCCUUCAUUCUCUCAAAUAUGUUAUGAUCCACUAUUUCUGAGAAGUGAACAAAAAAAAUCAAAGACCUUGGUUCCGUUUUACACCAAAGUGCAAUUUGUUGAAGGGAUUUGGAAGAGUAAUUUCAUAAGAAAGAAAAAUUAGAACCUUGAUAAUAUUUCCUUUUCUUUUUGUCAGUUUCUGUGUCAGCUGUUAUUGACGUGCAUCUCCUUGUCUGAAUGUGCCCUGAUGCCUUCAGAGCCGUUAUGAUUUGGUGGAACCUUCCCCUAGCCCGGCUUUUUUAUUUUUUUAUUUCUUUUUUCAAAAAAAGCUGGGGACACUGUAAAUAGGAGCCACUUCAGCAGGCUGAUGAGAGCUGUACAGGUGGAAACACUAGGGGGAGCAGUGGCCACAGGGACAGAGAGAGAAAAGAGACAAGAGGGGGUAGAAAUGAAGAUUUGUUUGUGGAAUAAAUAAGCGGUUAGGUUGAUAUUAUGGUUGAUACCAACCGUUGUACUGAAACGGACUUGUAGUCAGACAACUUGGAGGAUAUGUAGACGUGUUAUUGUUGGGAUUAAGCCUCUGGCCUGAGAGAGCGAGGCAGCUAGAGACUCUGGUGGACUGACAGCGGAGGGACCGCAGAACCCUACUGAUGUGCUUUAGUAGACAUAUUUGUAAUUAAUUUUUUGAGCUGUGAUCUUUUAACAGCCAUGAAUUUGACAGAAACACUUGUGUUUGUGCAUGCUGUUGUUAUCAUUCAACUUGUGAUUGGUAAUGGUAUAAGCUUAGACUUCUGAGUCACGUUCCAAAUCACAGCAGCAAAGAGAACCAAACAUCUCACCCUUGAAUUGAAUUUCACAAAGCUUGAUUUCUUCUUGGCCUGUUUGAAUAACCAUUACUAUGGAAAAUGUUUAUUUUCUUUUUUGUAUUGAGUCUUUUAAAAUCUGUUAUCUGUCUUUUUAUUAUGGACAGGGAAAUAUCAUGCUUGCUUUUAAAAAACAAAUGUAAAUAAUGUAUAUUUUUCUACAAAAAGACUUAAAAAGCACUCACUAGUGAAUAGCACUUAAUGAUGGUAUUUAUAUUUUUGAAAAAUCGUAUUUAUUUUGUUGCCAUUUUUGUAGGAAAUAGAGGUUUACAAACACUAAUGCUUCGUCUCUAUGUUUUGUAUUCCGCUGCCUUUUUAAAGUUUUUUUUUUCAGUUUUAUUUUAUUUUUUUAUUUUAUUAAUUUGUAGCCUGAAUGUUUUCUUUGAUUCCAAAGACUGACACUGGUCUGUGGCUUGGUCCCCUUUUCGUUCAGUCCACCAGUAGCUCUUUUAUCUAUCCCAGGCCAUUGGGUCAAAGCUGACAGGUUCUUUAUGUUGUUCCAGUUCCAGCUGGCAGUUUGGCAGUUCAUGUGAACUAUUAUUAUGCACUUGAGAGAGUUUAGAUUGUUGAUCCAGAGCAGAUAUCUCCUCUCUCCAGCCUUAUCGUCUACACACCACAUCAAGCCAAGAAUCAAGUCCACUCACAAGUCAAAGUAAUCAGGUUUUUCUUGUCACCAAUAGAUCAUUUUUCAACAGGUGUACCGCCAAUUGGCACAUGUAAAAUGAAAGAGUCUCUUCAGUUUCAAUUUGUUAAAGGUGCCUUUAUUUUAAUCCAUCGUACCUCCAUUCAGCCAACUUGUCUAUUCGGGAAAAAACACUUACUCCUGGUGGAAGCUCCUGUUUCUCACCAACAUUUGGAAAUCACCUGUUUUGUUUCUUUUAUUCGGUCCACUCUUGGUUUGCCUUAGUUGUAAAUGACUCCUCUCUUUAACAAGCCUUCAUGUUCUGGACAGACUGUUUGGACUGACUGGUUCCAUUAUGUGGCUAAAUUAAUCUGCUAUAGUCCUUUUUUUGUUUUUUUUCAAUCUCUUGAAUUAAUUUAUUGUUGUCCGCCGUUCAUACUGACUUUGUAAUGAUCUAAAGGCCGUAAGCAGUCACUUCCACACUGCACCUUGUUGUUGUGAACUGAAACCAAUCGUGGUUUGCACUUUUGCUGUGACACAGGCACUGAAUAGACAUAGGAAAAACUCAGCUCUUUCUCCAGACAGAUGCAACUUCAACGCCAAAACCACAAGCACACAGAGUCACUGAGAAAGUCUGUGCAUGAGGUCCUGAUACAAAUACUGAACUCAACCCGGAUUGGUUUUGAAUAAUCCUGAAAGAAGCGAAUGAGGCUCUCGCGAAGUGCACUUGACUCUUUUUCUGCAACAAAGUAAAGGCAGGGACCACACCAGCAGUCCAUACCUUCCUAAAGGUGCAGUGUGUACAAACCUCUGCUGUGCUUUUCCAUUCAGGGCCCCAGACAAGGUCUCCAGGGCCCCUUUUGUUAACUGACAGGACAGCUGCUUGGUUGUACAGCUGCACCUGCAUUGGGCUUGCUUGGUUCUGCUGCUAAGGUCAACAAUGAAUGUAUAUUCCUCCUUCGCAUCAUCAGACGUGUGAUGAUGUAGAUUCUUUGUCAGCCACAUUUUGUUUUCAGUUCUUGUGUCAGUUUGUAGAAAUGACCUCAAACUGGGCAGCAGCAGCAGUUUAAGCACUGAGAAUAAUACAGAGGUGUGAACAGCGGUGGCGUUUCUGUCUGUUGGACAUCUGGUUCGUUCUGGAUUAGCUCUACACUUCAAGCUAACAUUGAUAACAACACUUAAGGUGAUGCAAAGGGCUCUGUCUACCACUCACUUCUUGAGAUCCACUUCUGAUGUGGGUCAGAGGGUUCAGUGAUCAAUAACGCAUUAAUUUCUCUGAUAUUCAAUAAGGGAAUGGUCUCUGUUGUUUCUUUGGACUUCAUUUUACCACGCCACACCAGUGGCCCUUCUCCGUCAUUCUCUGUAAUUAUAGUAUAAAUACAUGACAAUAUUAUACGGAAACAUGCAUAGCAAUUUCUUGUACUUUAGUAUCUAUACAAUAUAUGGAAUGGACAGACAAACUUAGUUACAGUAGCAAAACAGCAGAUUUAUAAUGGUUAAUAGCAAUGUUUCAAUGUACUCUAUAAUGGUUUUGUGUUACAGUACUAUCAGAUGAAACUAACGUGCAUCAUUCUUUUGUAUAUUGAUAUCCAGUUCCAAUUUUGCCGUGCCUGUUAGCACUCAGUCAGCAAGGAGUGCUGCAGUUUUUCUUUUUCAUUUCUUUCUGGAAAGGAACGGUUUUAUGUGAUAAGAAAUGUAACUGUAUUAAUGUGGUUGUGAACUUUCUUGGGGUCAGCCAUUUGUUUUCUGUUUUAUUUUCCCUCUGGUUGUUGUAGUGAAUGUUUUUCUGUUUUAUUUUUUGUACGUUUAACAGGGAUUUUUUAGUCAGCUUACUUGAUGUGCUACAAAUUAAGAGUUUGGUUUGUGGAGACCGAACAGAAAGAUCCCACCAAAAUGGCGUUUCUCAUUUUGGAAAAAACCUCUCAUGUCUCCCAGACUGCCUCUCUCCUCCGAAGCUUUUGUUGUACUUAUCAUGUACUGUUUUUAUAGAAAGUCAUAAUGCUGAGAUAAUGCUGAUGUUGAAAACAUUUAAUUUAUUUAUUUUGUGCAACAUCCACCCUGAAUUGUUCUUUUACAAGUCAAGGUUUGGGAGAAGUUGGAUGAGUACGUAACCUGUUUGUAAUUUUCUAAUUGUUUCUUGUGUACAGAAGUUAUCAGCCUAGGAUGGGAAGUCGUGUCACAGAGGGCGCGGAUGAUAGAAAACAAAAAAGAGGGAUCAUGGAUCAUGGACAAGCUUGUUUUUUAUGCCUUGAAAUAUACCUUUGUCUUAUCAAUAUUCCUCCUGCUCUCUGUAAUAACAGUAUCCGUGAGUUUAACAGUCAUAUUUUCUCCCGUUUAAACAGUAUUCUUUCAGUACACAAUAACAAAAUGAAGGAAAACCACAACAGUGAAAAUGAACCACAAACUACUUGGUUGAAUGUAUAAUUAGGAAACAAAGUUGUACAUAAGUGUAAAAAGAAAAGUUUCUAAUCAUGUUUAUUUUCUAUGCACUUUUUUAUUUAAGUGAUAGUUUAAAUAAUAAACAUGUCUCCUUUA
Messenger RNA from Notolabrus celidotus (New Zealand spotty), 18073 nucleotides. RefSeq names its product lysine (K)-specific methyltransferase 2A (gene kmt2a). Bases 1 to 13644 code for a protein of 4547 amino acids. Gene Ontology annotation, cellular component: nucleus; histone methyltransferase complex. The record is from RefSeq and is a predicted model, not a curated record. Gene Ontology annotation, molecular function: zinc ion binding; protein binding; histone H3K4 methyltransferase activity. Gene Ontology annotation, biological process: positive regulation of DNA-templated transcription. The transcript is spliced from 34 exons. Lineage: Eukaryota; Metazoa; Chordata; Actinopteri; Labriformes; Labridae.